Messenger RNA from Portunus trituberculatus (swimming crab), 3164 nucleotides. RefSeq lists its product as uncharacterized. The transcript is spliced from 9 exons. The coding region runs from base 1593 to 2735 and encodes 380 amino acids. The record is from RefSeq and is a predicted model, not a curated record. NCBI's taxonomy places the organism in Eukaryota, Metazoa, Arthropoda, Malacostraca, Decapoda, Portunidae.
GGGUGGCAGGCUGCUCAGUGCUCAGUCACUCCUAGCUCUUAUUUGUGAUACACGUGCAGUCGCGCUGUGGUAACUCUUCACACGCAGCUAAUACUUCUGUCCCCCCUCACUCGUGUCUGGAGAUUUUGUGAGACGUGUAGAGAAAAGGGUACUCGUGUUCAUACAAGUAACGAGGACAGCCUGCUCUUUGUUCUUCAUGAUGAAAACAAAAUGCUGCACAUGGUGAUGCGCAACACACGGCGACGCAUCCAGGAAGAGAAGAAGAAGGACUGGCACAGCGAGGAAGAGGAAGAAGACGAAGAGGAGGAAGGGCAGGAGGAGGAGGAGGAGGAAGUGGAGAAGAAGGAAGCACAAGAGCAAAGCAAGAAGACUAAAAACAAACGGACGGAAGAGAAUAGAAGUGGAGGUCGCAAAAACUCGCAGUCGACCAUGAAAUAAUCCCAUUUUCUCUCUUACCUCAGUCACAAACACGCUUCUAGACUACACUACUACUACAGUAUGCGCACGCUAUAUUCAUUCAUAACUCAGUGCAAAUACCUAAGCAAUAGCACUACUACGCACAUACUGGCAAUAUAGUUACCUCAGUCUGCCCUACAAAAGGCUGCUAACAGUAUUAAAGUAUCAACAUCACCAUAUCGAGGUCGAGUUUCCAUUGUCUUGCGUCCUUACUGUGUGUUGGCUGCACUUACUUACCUCAGUCUCGUAUCCUCAAACACUUCUGCGCUUCUACUCCACUGUUUCAAAAGGGUUUAUUUCAAUUUACACGAAUUUUUGAAGGUGUUUUUGUGUUUCUAGAGGCAGAAUGACAAGAAUUCUGCAUUAUUUAAUUGGUGAAACAUUCUUGCAAACCCUGCUAUAGUCAUCUCUGUGGCAUUGGAAAACAGUGGUGAGAGAGCAAAGCGUUUCUGAAUACUGACUCGGUGUAUUGUUUGGUUGUGAGGGCUUCUCAGUACACCACCUGCUGCCUGGGGCCUCAGCUACUCACCAGGAACAGGCACAGUCACUUAGCCGUAUCAAUGCAAGAGAUUCACGAGAGUUAGAUUAGACUGCUGCCUUUCACCAAGUUAUUUGUGACGCGUUGGAGUGCGUGGCGCGUGGGGGAGUACCUGCUUUCAUUGGGUUAGAGUGCUGGUUGCCUCUUCCUUGUUGUGUGUUUUCUUGGUUUACUGAUGAACUCAUUGGAAUUUGCUUUGCUGAGGGUGAGGUGCUCGCAGUGAAGUGAUUGACUGACUGACUGACUGACGGACUGACGGACGGACUGGUUGGUUGAUGCGUCUGUUGGUUGAGACGAACAAGACGAACAAGGAAGAGAAGGAAUAAAAUUGACUACACCACCAAUUCAUCCACUGCUUGAUUGAGGUGACGAAAGAAGAUGAACAUGAGAGAAAAGAAGUAAUUGCAAGGAAGAAGGAGUUUAAAGAGGCGAGAUAGAGACAUUAUAUCAGAAGUGAGACUCUACCAGGUGAAUUGUAACUACACCUGCUACUUAUCCUGAGACUACUACUACUACUGCUACUACUACUACUACUACUACUACUACUACUACUGCUACUACUACUACUACUACUACUACUUCUGUUGCAGCCGCCAUCAUGUUUCUGAUGUACAAACAGUAUGCUGACAAAAAUCCAGAUAAGAUGGGCCGCGGGGAGGGAGCGGUGCCUACGAAGGGUGUUGGAGGCUACAGACCCACGACCAACUGGCGGGAGAUUUCGGUAAGGCGGCGGAGUGUGGCAGCGCGGCAGGUGCUCGCUUGUAUCAUUGUGAGCGGUGUGGUGAUCGUCGCUGCAGGAAUACUACUGACUGUUCUUGGCUUCCUCGUCAUUGCCAGCCAGUGUCCCUUCAUGUGGCGGGAAGGCGCGGGCUCCUGCUACUAUCUGGCGCCCCACAACGCUAGCUGGGAGGAGGGACGGUCUUACUGCACCUCUCAAAGCGCCGCCCUUCUGCACCUCCACUCCAGGACAGAGGCGGACUUCAUAACAGAGGUGAUGUCGGGGCGGAGUUGGCUCGGGGCGCGUCGCAAACGUGGGCGGGACAACGUGUGGGCUUGGACAGACUCCGGGAAGGCCCUCAACUACACACGCUGGACAGGGAGUGAGCCAGCCAGCCUGCAGCAAGACCUCUGUGCUGCCGUUGAGCCCGGCGGAGCGUGGUUGGCGGUGGCGUGCAGCGAUGGCGACACUGCUUAUGUGAUCUGUGACUACGUGCCUGGCUACAACCCUUCAUGCUGGUGGGACCCGUGGUGGCGGUGUGCGGCGUGGUGGUGCUUGUGCUCAGCGUGGAGGUCUGCGUCAGGAGGCGAGAGUUCAUCACCAAGAACCCUGAGGCGAUCACCGACGACCAGGACGACGAUAGACAGGUGGAGGCGCCUUCAGGUGUGGUCAAUCCAGGCUUCUCCGGAGCACAGGUGCAUCCAGCGCCCUCUGCCCCUCCUGCCGCCACCACCGCCUUCACCAACUCCUCCUCCACACCCUCCUCCUCCCUGUCCAUCCCUCCAGCCACCACCACCAUCACCACCACUACCCCUGCCACCACCACCACCUCUCCACCUGAAGUCAUUGCCACAUAGACGUCAGGAAUGCACCACCACCACCUUCUCCUCCUCCUCCUCCUCCAUGGCUGCAGACGGAGGCGAUGAAGAGGUGGGCAGGGUGGGAGGGCUUAAGGCACGAGUUAUAGGGUGUCUGGGCGAGGCUGAGUGCUGGGGAAUGAGAGGAAAGGGACUAGUGGGCUGAAUGAAGGGCGUUAGUGGAGGUACCUGGUGCAGAUUUACAGGGAGGGUGGGAGGAGGUAGCGGCGGGAAGAGGGUGCAGGACGUAAUGGAGGGGAAAGAGGAGGAAGAGGAAGAGGAAUAGGAUUAAGACUUUGCUAAUUCUCAUAAUCGGUGAUGACAUUUUAACAGCUCAGUCAUAAAGCACUAGAGCAGGAGGAGAAGGAGGAGGAGGAGGAGGAGGAGGAGGAGAAGGAGGAGGAGGAGGAGGAAGAGGAGAUGCAUGGGAGGAGCAAGUCGAGAAGUAGGAGGAUAAAAUUGAAGAGAAGACGAUAAUAAUAAAAGUAAUAGUGAUGAAAGCAAAGAAAAGCGUGAAAAUAGAGAAAGGAGAAGAGGAGAAAAUUAAAUAGAGGACGAGAACGAUAACAUUACUAGAGAGAAGAGAGAGAGAGAG